Messenger RNA from Onychomys torridus (southern grasshopper mouse), 1867 nucleotides. RefSeq names its product mannose phosphate isomerase (gene Mpi). Gene Ontology annotation, biological process: GDP-mannose biosynthetic process; carbohydrate metabolic process. The transcript has 8 exons. NCBI's taxonomy places the organism in Eukaryota, Metazoa, Chordata, Mammalia, Rodentia, Cricetidae. Gene Ontology annotation, molecular function: zinc ion binding; mannose-6-phosphate isomerase activity. The coding region runs from base 43 to 1314 and encodes 423 amino acids. The record is from RefSeq and is a predicted model, not a curated record. Gene Ontology annotation, cellular component: cytosol.
GGAAGGGCUUACGUGCCUGAAGCCGGGUCUCCGGCUGCUAGGAUGGCGAGUCAGCGAGUGUUCCCACUUUCCUGUGUGGUGCAGCAGUAUGCCUGGGGGAAGAUGGGCUCCAACAGCGAGGUGGCAUGCUUGCUGGCUAGCAGUGACCCACUGGCCCAGAUCUCAGAGGACAAGCCUUAUGCAGAGCUGUGGAUGGGGACACACCCCCGGGGAGAUGCCAGGAUCCUUGACAACCGUAUUUCCCAGAAGACCUUAGGCCAGUGGAUUGCUGACAACCAGGACUGCUUAGGCCCAAAGGUCAAAGACACCUUUAACGGCAAGCUGCCCUUUCUCUUCAAAGUGCUCUCGGUGGAAACAGCCCUGUCUAUCCAGGCACACCCGAACAAGGAGCUGGCAGAGAAGCUGCACCUCCAGGCUCCACAGCACUACCCUGAUGCCAACCACAAGCCAGAAAUGGCCAUUGCCCUCACUCCCUUCCAGGGCUUAUGUGGUUUCCGGCCAGUGGAGGAGAUUGUGACCUUCCUGAAGAAGGUACCUGAGUUCCAGUCCCUGAUUGGAGAGGAUGCCACAGCACAGCUGAAGCAGAGCAUGAGCGGGGAUCCUGGGGCUGUGGCCUCCGCUCUGAGGAACUGCUUCUCCCAUCUGAUGAAGAGUAAGAAGAAGGUGGUGGUCGAGCAACUUAACCUGUUGGUGAAACGGAUCUCCCAGCAAGUAUCUGCAGGAAACAGCAUGGACGACAUUUGUGGGAAGCUCUUGCUCCAGCUACACCAACAGUACCCAGGUGAUAUUGGAUGCUUCGCCAUUUACUUCCUGAACCUGCUCACCUUAAAGCCGGGGGAAGCCAUGUUUCUGGAGGCCAACGUGCCCCAUGCCUACCUGAAGGGAGACUGUGUGGAAUGCAUGGCAUGUUCAGACAAUACUGUGCGUGCUGGCCUGACACCCAAAUUCAUUGAUGUGCCAACUCUGUGUGAAAUGCUCAACUACACACCUAGCCCAAGCAAGGACAGGCUGUUUACCCCAACACGGAGUCAAGAUGACCCCUAUCUCUCUAUCUAUGACCCUCCUGUACCAGACUUCACUGUUAUGAAGAUGGAGGUCCCUGGCUCUGUCACUGAAUACAAGGUCUUGGCACUAGACUCUGCCAGCAUUCUUCUGAUGGUCCAAGGGACAGUGACAGCUACCACACCCACAGUUCAAGCAGAAAUCCCUUUGCAGCGUGGUGGAGUGCUCUUCAUUGGGGCUAAUGAGAGUGUCUCACUGAAGCUUACUGUACCCAAGGAUCUGCUGAUGUUCCGGGCCUGUUGUGUGCUGUAGAGAUCAGUCUUCUGCCCUCUCUGCCUGUCGCCUAUAUCCUGGCCAGCUCCACCUUUCAGGUCCAGCCCAAUCCCUGUCCCUGUUGUGCACACUUUGGUGCAUGCUGGGAUAGUAGAGUAGUGAGCUUGGCAUUACUGACUCCAGAGCAUGCCUAGGUUGGAGCAUCUUCAGGAUGAGGGGUGUGUGUGAAGACGGAGGCCUGACACUCCACUGUACUCUCUCAACACUCCGUGCUACCUCUGUGUCCAUUCAAGGAGGCAACAACUGCCCCAGCCAAGGCAUCAGGCUGACAAAACAUGCACGACCCAGCAUCAGGUCAGCAUGAGUGACAGGCCCAGUGAUGUCUAAGAGCAGGGUUCUUGCCCUGGGACUGCCUGCUCACUCAGCUGCAGAGAAGGGAAGGGAAGGGAAGGGCAGGGCAGGGCAGGCCAGUGGGCUAACGAAGCUUACUCCCUAUAGCUCUGUCAAAGUAAUUAAAGAUGAUUUGUAUUGAGGGUACAGAUUAAAGAGCAGUCAGACUUUGGUAUUCCUGCCCCUGAUGUGGGCAGAAAGA